UCCGAAAGGGUUGCCAAAGCAUGUCGAUACCUACAGUUAUCGAAACUAAAAAAAUAGUACUAGGUGUGUACACACUUGACGAAACGUUACAAUUGGCUACUAUUGAAGUAUCAAAAAGAAAGAAAAAAUACAUUAAAAUGGAUCCGACGAAGUCUAAGACCAACUCCACUUUGACGUCCCCUACUCCUUCCCCGGAGAAGCAACCAAAUGGAUUUGAUCUUGGGCUCGAACCAUUGCGGAUCUUAGGAGCCUGCGACUGGUCCGGCGAGCUGACCUUUUUGAUGCAGUGGAAGGGCUGCGUCCAAGCGGGCUUGGUGCCCGCCAAGGUGCUAAACGAUCGGUGCCCCCAAAUGGUCAUCGCGUUCUACGAGGAGCGUAUUGUGUUCAAGGAUCAGUGCUAUGAAGACUCCUUGGACUCGGACUGUGGGUCUGAGACCACUCCGAGUCCCGAGAAGAAACGGGCACCAAGUGCCUAGUCCAUAAAACAAGUACACAAAACGAUUCUUACUGUUGCGCACCGAAGCCAUUGCGGAUCUAUGUAUAAAUACCGCCAAUAAAGAGUAUUGACUCUUCUGCUACAAGGUUUACUUCAUUU
Molecule: messenger RNA, 595 nt
Organism: Drosophila simulans
Lineage: Eukaryota; Metazoa; Arthropoda; Insecta; Diptera; Drosophilidae
Gene: HP6
Product: chromobox protein homolog 3
Exons: 1
Coding region: 21-476 (151 amino acids)
Cellular component (GO): nucleus
Source: RefSeq, a predicted model, not a curated record